This is a messenger RNA of Camelus dromedarius (Arabian camel), 2214 nucleotides long. RefSeq names its product angiopoietin like 6 (gene ANGPTL6). The transcript is spliced from 7 exons. Bases 558 to 1961 code for a protein of 467 amino acids. NCBI's taxonomy places the organism in Eukaryota, Metazoa, Chordata, Mammalia, Artiodactyla, Camelidae. The record is from RefSeq and is a predicted model, not a curated record.
CUUCUAUCUGCCUCCUUUUCCCCAGCUUUGUCUCUGCCAUCAGUUGUCUCCUUCAUAAGUUUCCAUCUUUCUCCUUGCUCUGUUCCUAUCCCAUUUCUCUCUCCCCAUCUCCCCCACGUCUCUCCUUCUCUGUCUCUCAGACUCUCUCUCCCUUCGGUCAGCCCGUCUCAUUGACUUAGGAGGUUUCUUCUCCCUCUGCUGCCAAUGCGGGAAGCUGGGGGGGGGGGCUAUGAGUGGGGGGCCAAGGGGCCCAGUGUUGGGGGCCCCAGACCAGGCCCGGAGCCCAGCCUGGCAGCCUGUCUCGGAUCUGGGACGACCAUUUCCUCUUUCAGCCCGGGAGGCCACUCGGGUUACGUAUGAGUUCAGGACAUUACGAACUGGGAGAAGGAGACUGCUCCCUGAAAGUGUGUCUGCUGGUCUGGGAGGCCUUCCUACAAGUCGGAGACCCUAGUCUGGUGGGGACUUUACGUGAGUUGCGUCCUCUGGCCGUCGUGGGAGAAACAGAACAGAAGUUGACGACCGAAGACUGGUGAUCUGGGAGGCAGCUGCUGUCCGCCAUGUGGGCGCCCAGGCUGCGCACGCUGCAGCUGCUGCUCCUGCUGGGCGCGUCGUGGGCGCGCGCGGCCGCCCCGCGCUGCACCUACACCUUUGUGCUGCCCUCGCAGAAGUUCACGGGCGCUGUGUGCUGGAGCGGGCCGGCGGCCGCGCGCCCGGCGCCGGAAGCCGCCAACGCCAGCGAAGUGGCGGCGCUGCGCGUGCGCGUGAGCCGCCACGAGGAACUGCUGCGCGAACUUCAGAGGCUGGCGACGGCCGAUGGCGCCGUGGCCGGCGAGGUGCGCGCGCUGCGCAAGGAAAGCCGCGGCUUGAGCGCGCGCCUGGGCCAGCUGCGCGCGCAGCUGCAGCACGAGGCGGGCCCGGGGGCGGGGCCCGGCCCGGGGGCGGAGCCCGCCGCUGCGCUGGCGCUGCUCGGCGAGCGCGUGCUUAACGCGUCCGCCGAGGCGCAGCGCGCCGCCGCUCGCUUUCACCAGCUGGACGUCAAGUUCCGCGAGCUGGCGCAACUUGUCAGCCAGCAGAGUGGCCUCAUCGCCCGCCUGGAGCGCCUGUGCCCGGGGGGUGCGGGCGGGCAGCAGCAGGUCCUGCCACCACCCCUGGUGCCUGUGGUUCCAGUCAGUCUGGUGGGUGGCACCAGUGAUACCAGCCGGAGGCUAAACCCAGCCCCAGAGCCCCAGAGAGACCAGACCCUGAGACAGCAGGGGCCCUUGGCCUCUCCCAUGCCCUCAGGGCACCCUGCUGUCCCUACCAAGCCAGCGGGCCCAUGGCGGGAUUGUGCAGAGGCUCGCCAGGCAGGCCAUGGACAGAGCGGAGUAUAUGAGCUGCAACUGGGCAGGCAUAUGGUGUCAGCAUGGUGCGAGCAACAGCUGGAGGGUGGAGGCUGGACUGUGAUCCAGAGGCGGCAGGAUGGCUCCGUUAACUUCUUCACUACCUGGCAACACUACAAGGUGGGCUUUGGGCAGCCUGACGGGGAAUACUGGCUGGGCCUUGAACCUGUGCAUCAGCUGACUAGCCGUGGGGACCAUGAGCUACUGGUGCUACUUGAGGACUGGGGAGGCCGUGGGGCACGUGCCCACUAUGAUGGUUUCUCCCUGGAGCCUGAAAGUGACCACUACCGCCUACGGCUUGGCCAGUACCACGGAGAUGCUGGAGACUCUCUUUCCUGGCACAAUGACAAGCCUUUCAGCACCGUGGAUAGGGACCGAGACUCCUAUUCUGGUAACUGUGCCCUGUACCAGCGGGGAGGCUGGUGGUACCAUGCCUGUGCCCACUCCAACCUAAAUGGUGUGUGGCAUCGUGGUGGCCACUACCGUAGCCGCUACCAGGACGGCGUCUACUGGGCCGAGUUUCGUGGUGGGGCUUACUCGCUCAAGAAGGCUGCCAUGCUGAUCCGGCCCCUGAAGCUGUGACUGUCUGUCCAUUUGUCCCCCAGGUCCCAGGGGAUGUUUGUCAGCAAGAGCCAAAGUUGUCCUGGCCACAUCUCCUUCGUAGCUUAGUGGGGACCAUGUCCCACAGACCUCUUCCUGUUGUAGAUCUGUUCCCCAGGGCCCUGAAAACAGGACCCAGGAAUCCCCCUGCCAAUAUCUCAGACCCAGAUGGCUCCUCAAGGGUACUUAGAUCUCGGUUUGAGCUCAUAUUUUAUAACAACACAAAAUAUCCACA